Messenger RNA from Ectocarpus siliculosus, 744 nucleotides. Lineage: Eukaryota; Phaeophyceae; Ectocarpales; Ectocarpaceae. The record is from the annotation of a GenBank genome assembly.
AUGACGAAGCUGGUUCAGCUGAAGAGGUACGCGCUGACGCCGGUGGUUGACCUUAUCAACCACCAGAGCGGGAUUGACAGCGACGUCUCCUACAACUACUUCUACGGCUACUUCGCGGUCACCACUCAGAGGGGGUGGACGGCCGGGGAGCAGGUGCUCAUCAGCUACGGGCCGCGGUCCAACGACCACCUGCUCCGACGCUACGGGUUCGUGGAGCAAGACAACCCCAACGACGUCUACCGCAUCACUGGGCUUAUCGACAAGCUGUCCGACGUCUUGGGCAAGGACAGCGUCAGAGUGCUGCGAGAGUCCGGGGGGAAGCUUGGGACGACGGGGGACAAUGCGGAAGGGCGGCCCGUGGAAUCGGUUACCGUGGGGCGGUCGGGGCUUCUUGGGGAGAAGGAGGAGGGCAGGGUCAUGCCGGUGUUUCGGUUAGCGGUCGUCAAAGAUGACCAGUUGCCCGAGGGGAAAGCGGCGGGAAUCUCGCUCAAAGACUUUUCGAACGAAAUAUCGCCAGCCAAUGAGGCUGCCGCUCGCGAUGCUCUGAGAAAGCUAUGCAUCAAGGAGCGGGAGGGCUUUGCCACUACCUUGGCAGAAGACGAGGCCUACCUGUCCUCGCUGGGCAACAGCUUGGGAGCCCAAAAGCGGGUCGCGUUCAGCUUCCGCAUGGAGAAAAAGCGAGUGCUGGACGCCGCCAUCGCGUCCAUCGGCACCGCUGGCGGCGGCGGGAGCAGGGACAACUGA